AUGAGUGAUUGGGAUGUCAUAGGAACCCCAGCCGCCGUUGCUUCCGAUGAUGGAUAUGAAGAGGAAGAGGAGUGGUAUGAUGAUGAUUUCAAUGAUUAUGAUGAUGACUUCGAAAAUCAAUCAGAAGAUGAAGAUUAUCCUUAUCCACCAAGGAUCACAGCAUCAUCAUUCCAAAUGCCAGUUAUCAAGAUCAGUGGAUCUGUUGGCACGAAAGUUAGGAGCAAUACUCGUUCGAAACGUGAAGAUAGACUUGCAUACAGGCAUAGAACUGGAGCAGGUAUCAGAAAGGGACUAUUAACAACUGGAAACGAUAUUAAUGAGUCCUUAAGGUUGUAUAACGAAGGAUAUGGCUCUUACAACGAUUGCGUUCUCGAAUUAAGAGAAGCAAAUGCUCCUGAACUAAUUCCAGACUACGAAAAGAACAAACCAGAAGUUCCAUCUGGUGCUGGUUCAAAGAUUAUCAACAUUACUCGUGUCAAAAAAGGCACUCUUUCCAAACUUCGCGAUGGACGCAACGUUUCUAAGGAUGAUGUCAUCACUCAGAAGAUUGAUCUCGAUCCUAAGCAUUAUUGGGAUCACAUCUCCCAUCAAUUAAUGGAAGAUGGACAAUUCGUCCAAGGAAAGUACGAUGUUUUCCACGACCAAGCAAUUAAUGAACGUGCAUCCCUCGGAAUUGGAAAUUCUGCCGAAAUGAACAGCCUUUACUGCUUCUGGUGCUUCUAUCUUCGUGAACAUUAUGAUGAAGAUAUGUAUCACGAGUUCCUUCGUCUUGCAAGAGAAGAUGUUGCUGGAGGAAGCCACUACGGUAUCGAAUGCUACUUCAGAUUCUGCUCUUACGGUCUCGAAAUCAGAUGGGAUGAAAAAGUCUUCAAAGAUUUCGAAAACGAAGCAAUGGAAGAUCACCGUCGCAAGUCAAAUUACGGUCUUGAGAAACUCCAAGCUUUCAGGGUUAACCAGAAGCACAGUUUCCCAAUUCCAUUCGAUCCAGAAAUUAUUAAAAUCUUGGAUCAGUAUCCAACGAUGAAAUCGUUCAGAGAACAGCCUAAAUCUCAAAACUCUGCUAAGCCAAAGCGCGAAAAGAACGCUGGAACGAAAUUAAUCAACAGCAUCAAGAAAGAACAGCCAGAUCCUCGUCGCGAGCAUCCAGAUUCAAAGAAAGAAGAUGGAGAAACCAAGAAUACUCAUCAACGCAAGGAACAACCAAAUCCACCAAAAUCUCAGCCAGUUCCACCUCAAAAAUCUCAACCAAAACCAUCCGAAAGAAAAGUACAGCCAAAUCCACCUGAAAAGAGGGAGAGAAAGCCACAGCCAAUACCUCCUGAGAUCAAAGACAGAAAAGGACAGCCGGAGAAGAGAGAAAGGAAGCAGCAACCAAAGCCACAGCCAAUACCCGAAACAAAUCCAAACAGAGGACCACAAAGAUUCAAGAAAUCUGACAGAAUUGAGCCUGGUUCAAGAAUCCAACCUUCUUCUGCUCCAAUGGACUCGUUGAUGAGAAGGAAAUGGUAA
Molecule: messenger RNA, 1509 nt
Organism: Trichomonas vaginalis G3
Lineage: Eukaryota; Parabasalia; Trichomonadida; Trichomonadidae
Product: La ribonucleoprotein domain family
Exons: 1
Coding region: 1-1509 (502 amino acids)
Biological process (GO): mRNA stabilization
Molecular function (GO): RNA cap binding
Source: RefSeq, a predicted model, not a curated record